CGACAGAGAAAGAAGCCAAACUGCACAGAAUCUGACAAAAUGGCUCCGGAGGAGAGAAACAAAGAAAACUCAAAGCUGGGAAGGUCGCCAAAAUAUCUAUUAAUUCAGCGUUGUGCAAAACUGUUCUUUGGCUGUCUUGCGGCAGUCACGAGUGGAAUGAUGUAUGCUGUCUACCUUUCCACGUAUCAUGAACGGAAAUUCUGGUUUUCCAGCAGGCAGGAACUUGAACGAGAAAUUACAUUUCAAGGUGACAGCGCUGUUUAUUACUCAUUCUAUAAAGAACUGCUCAAGGCUCCUUCCUUUGAAAGAGGUGUUUAUGAGUUGACACACAACAAUAAGACAAUAUCACUGAAGACAAUAAACGCAGUCCAGCAAAUGACCUUGUACCCCGAGCUGAUUGCCAGUGUUCUGUAUCAAGCGUCUGGUAGCGAAGAAGUUAUUGAACCAGUGUAUUUCUACAUUGGUAUAGUUUUUGGACUGCAGGGAAUUUAUGUGACUGCAUUGUUUGUAACCAGUUGGGUUAUGAGUGGGACUUGGCUGGCAGGGAUGCUGGUUUAUGUGUCUCUACUUUGUUCUAGGACAGAUACCACAAGAAUUGAUUACUCCAUACCAUCAAGGGAAAAUUGGGCUUUGCCAUAUUUUGCAUGUCAAGUAGCAGCUCUCACAGGCUAUUUAAAAAAAAACCUGAAUUGUUCUGCUGAGAAGUUUUGUUACCUUUUGGUGAGUGCUUCAACGUAUACCUUCAUGAUGAUGUGGGAAUACAGUCAUUAUCUCCUGUUUGUCCAGGCUGUUUCUCUUUUCCUACUAGACAGCUUUGCUCUGGCACAGACAGAGAAGGUGCAUGAAGUAUACAAAAUCUACUUGUUUUCUCUCUUCUUGGGGUACCUUUUGCAGUUUGAAAAUUCAGCCUUACUAGUGUCACCAUUACUGAGUCUUGUAGCAGCUUUAAUGCUCUCUAAAUGCCUUCAGAUGAAUAUGAAAAGAGGCACAUUUAUGUCAAGAUUGCUGAAAAUAGUGUAUAUUUAUUUGGUACUUACAAUAACAGUGACACUAAACUUCUUACUAAAGAUGUUUGUUCCUCAUAAAGAAAAUGAGCAUUUGCUGAAGUUCAUUGAAGUAAAACUUGGCUUGAACACAACUAAGAAUUUUACAAUGAAUUGGCUCCUUUGUCAAGAAUCUCUUCAGGCACCCUCCCAAGACUUUUUUCUGCGACUAACACAGUCAUCACUGUUGCCUUUCUAUAUUUUAGUAUUGGUUAUCUGCCUUUUUUCUGUAACUCAGGUUAUUUUUAGAAGAUUUUGUGGUGAACCACUGAAAGAGACAAUUAAACUUGAGGAUGGUCGAAUUGGAGAGAGGCCAGAAAUAGUUUAUCAUGUAAUUCACACAAUUUUGCUUGGUUGUCUAGCGAUGUGUUUGGAAGGAAUGAAGUACCUAUGGACGCCUUAUGUGUGCAUGCUUGCUGCAUUUGGUGUGUGCUCCCCUGAGCUUUGGAUGACGCUGUUCAAGUGGCUUCGACUGAAAGCUGUGCACCCCAUAUUGCUGGCUCUUAUUCUGAGCAUGGCAGUUCCCACAAUAAUUGGGUUCAGCUUGUGGAAGGAG
Molecule: messenger RNA, 1599 nt
Organism: Merops nubicus (carmine bee-eater)
Lineage: Eukaryota; Metazoa; Chordata; Aves; Coraciiformes; Meropidae
Gene: DPY19L4
Product: dpy-19-like 4 (C. elegans)
Exons: 14
Cellular component (GO): nuclear inner membrane
Molecular function (GO): mannosyltransferase activity
Source: RefSeq, a predicted model, not a curated record